Messenger RNA from Brenthis ino (lesser marbled fritillary), 2742 nucleotides. NCBI's taxonomy places the organism in Eukaryota, Metazoa, Arthropoda, Insecta, Lepidoptera, Nymphalidae. The record is from the annotation of a GenBank genome assembly.
AUGCGAAGUAGAUUAGCUGAAGUUAUUGAUGUAUACAAAAUAUUCGUAUCCAAUAUGAGUAGUCGAAAUUUAUCUAAAAGGGAACUCGAGGAGUUACGUAAAAAAGAAGAAGAAGAAGCUGCUGCACAUGUAUUUAAAGAAUUUGUGGAGACAUUCCAAGAAGUGCCCAGUACUACAUCUAAAGUUUGGGUGAAAGCAGGGACAUAUGAUGCAGGUGCUAGAAAGGAGGAUACAUCAGAACGUGGCAAAUUAUAUAAGCCAGUGUCACGCUUGGAUGAUAAGCGCACAGUCACAGAGGCAGAAGUGGUGCGGAGUCUUGCACUCAGAUCAGAGCCUUUGGGCAGAAAUAUAGGCCGCAAUAAGAAAAGUGGAGACAAGAAAAAGAGUAACCUAGAGUUGUUCAAGGAAGAAUUAAGACAGAUCCAAGAAGAACGCUCAGAGCGUCAUAAAUACAAAAAUGUAUUGCGCGACCGUGGUGUGGUGGGCUCUGAACCUCCUCUGGAUAUGAUACCCGAUGUUGGCUCUUAUGAUACUGGUGACCCCAAUACUACCAACCUUUACCUGGGCAAUUUAAACCCUAAGAUAACAGAACAACAGCUAAUGGAGAUAUUUGGUCGGUACGGUCCUCUGGCUAGUAUUAAAAUAAUGUGGCCCCGGUCCGACGAAGAGAAGGCGCGCGGACGCAACUGCGGCUUCGUUGCUUUUAUGUCGAGGAAAGAUGGCGAGAGGGCGCUCAGAUGUAUUAACGGUAAGGAGAUAAUGAACUAUGAGAUGAAGCUGGGGUGGGGCAAGGCGGUGGUGAUCCCGCCCGUGCCCAUCUACAUCCCGCCGUCGCUGCAGCAGCCCUGCAAGCCGCCGCCGCCCUCCGGCCUGCCCUUCAACGCCCAGCCGCCCAAACACCUCAUGGGGAAGAUACCGAGAGUGCGUUCAGGAGAAUAUUAUCCUAGUGAUCCAGAAGACCGCCAGAACUAUGAGCAGAUUUUAUCACAAUCCAUAGUCAAAGUUGUGAUACCAACGGAAAGAAACAUCCUAAUGCUGAUCCACCGCAUGGUGGAGUUCGUGAUCCGCGAGGGUCCCAUGUUCGAGGCCAUCAUCAUGAACAAGGAGAUGAACAACCCGUACUUCCGCUUCCUGUUCGAGAACCAGUCGCCGGCGCACGUGUACUACCGCUGGAAGCUGUUCUCCAUGCUGCAGGGCGACACGCCCAAGCAGUGGAACUUGGAGGACUUUAGGAUGUUUAAAGGUGGUUCAGUAUGGCGUCCGCCCGUGAUGAAUCUAUACACCGCCGGCAUGCCCGAUGAGUUGGUGGAGGAAGAGGACGCUAAAGAAAACAUUCGCGGCACACUGUCUAACAACCAGCGCGACCGGCUGGAGGAGAUCAUCCGCGCGCUGACGCCGGCGCGGCGCAGCGUGGGCGCGGCCAUGGCGUGGUGCCUGGAGCACGCGGAGGCGGCGGGCGAGGUGGCGCGCUGCCUGGCCGAGGCGCUGGCGCAGGCGCGCACGCCGCCGCCGCGCCGCGUGGCGCGCCUCUACCUGCUGUCCGACAUCCUGCACAACGCGCAGGCCAAGCUCACCAACGCCUCCGCCUACCGCGCCGCGUUCCAGCAGCGGCUGGUGGACAUCAUGCGCGAGUGCCACCUGGCGUGGGCGCGCAUGCCGUCGCGCCUGCAGCAGGAGGGCUUCCGCGCGCGCGUCACGCGCGUGCUGCAGGCCUGGGCCGACUGGGCCGUCUACCCCACCGACUUCCUGCUGCACAUCAACGACGUCUUCCUGGGACAGGAGAAGGAGGGUGACCCGCCGUGCGUGCCAAGCGGCGAGGCGCUGGAGGGCACGGUGUCGCCGGCGGGGUCGACGGGGUCGGGCGCGUCGGGCGUGUCGGGCGGCUCGGGCGGCUCCGGCCCGCUGGACGGCGCCGCGCUGCGCCGCCUCGCCGAGCAGCGCCCCGUGCAGCCCGUGCUCGCCGACCUCAACGAUAUCGAUGGCAUACCGGUGGACGAGGACAUCGACGGCGUGCCGCUGGAGGCGGAGGCGACGGAGCGCACCGCGGCCGCGUUUGUGCCGUCGCGCUGGGAGAGCGUGGAGCCCGCGCCGGCGCCGCGCGGCGGCACGCCCGACCCCGCGCAGCCCGACGACGGCGCGGGCGCAGACUCGCCGCCCGGGCGCGGCGGGGAGGCGCGCGGGGAGGUGCGGGGCGGGGAGGUGCGCGGGGAGGCGCGGGGCGAGGCGAGCCUGCGGCGCGAGACUCUGCGCGACAUCGAGGUGCGCGUGCUGAAGUACGCGGACGAGCUGGAGGCGGGCGCGCGCGCGCUGCGGCCCGGCCUCGCCGCGCAGGCGCAGAUACAGCACUACCGACGCAAGCUCAUUAAGAAGGCUUUACGUGAAGCCAAGGAGGUGAAAGAGGAGGAGGGUUCUCCGAGCGGCGCGGCGGGCGGGGGCGCCGACGACGACGCCUUCUCCGUCUCCUCGCGCAAGUCCAAGAAGUCGCGCGAGCCCACGCUGUCGCCGCCGCCCAAGCGCUCCAGACACAGCGAUCGCAAGUCUAGAUCCCGAUCAAGGUCGCGUGAACGAGAACGUGACAGAGAUCGAUCCCGGGAACGAGAACGCGAGAGAGAGCGAGAGCGGGAAAGAGAUAGAGAGCGGGAACGUGAGAGAGAGAGGGAGCGAGACAGAGACAGGCGGCGGCGGUCGCCGGCCACGCCGCCGCACCACAGGAAGCACGCCAAACACGCUAAAUAUAAGUAC